Alternaria arborescens is the source of this 99-nucleotide messenger RNA. RefSeq lists its product as hypothetical. The record is from RefSeq and is a predicted model, not a curated record. Lineage: Eukaryota; Fungi; Ascomycota; Dothideomycetes; Pleosporales; Pleosporaceae. The transcript has a single exon. Bases 1 to 99 code for a protein of 32 amino acids.
AUGGACACCAAGGCCCACAUUGUUAAAGAAGCAAUCCCCACUGGAUGCGAGGAGAGAACUAUUGUCGGGUCUGACGCGCUCGACGAGAAGACGUCUUAA